UCUCCGCCAACCGCCCCCUCUGCCCCUCGCGGCUCCGCCUCCGGCAGGCCUCCCGCUGGCCGCUCCCGCCGACCACCACUGCUGCCAUUCGCUAAUCCGCCGCCCGCUGUCGUUUGCUGUUCGACCUCCGCCAUUCCUCCUCCUCCUCCUCCGUUCCUCCGCUGCCCUCUCCCUCCCAUCGAUCGAAUCCGACGGCCGCUCCGCCAUCCGCGGCUCUUCGCCCAAUCCACCUCCGCCGCCCGCUCCUCCUCCGUUCCUCCUGCUCCUCCUCCUUCGUUCCUCCUGCUCGUCGGCUGCUCUUAUUUAUCCCUGCAUCCUCCCGGUUGCAGCCCGUAGAUGCAGUCUGCAGGUACGGUCUGCACACGCUGAGCCUGCAUCCGAGAUUCCGAGCUAACGCUUCUCCGGCCAGCACGCCCGUGGGGUGUUUGCAGAAAUGUCACUUCGGCACCUGCUUCUCCAAGCACGGCGGUGCGCGUCUCAGCCGCCUCCGAAGCUCACCGAGUUUCUCCCAGUCUGCCGUUCACUCUCCAUUCUACCAUCCAGAGCCUUGGCUGCGCCGUCCCGCUGCUCCGGUCCGCAAAUUCAACUGCCCCAAACCUUGCCUUACUCCGAUGGCAACCCCCUUGGCGCCGGCUUCCACAUCGACGUGGUCGACUCCGACCUCUGGCCCGCUUCCUUCUCCUUCUCUUCUGACAAGGCACGGGGUUUCGAAGAACAUGAAGAAGAAGUGCAUGACUCUGAUGAUGAGAUAGAUGACAUGAGGCACCGCAAGAAGCUGUUCUACAAGCUGGAUAGGGGGUCCAAGGAGUUUGAGGAGAAUAACCUUCCCUUACGCCGCAGAUGGAAGAGAGAUAAAGGCGAGGCCAAGAAUCCAUCGGAGUCCAAGAAGGUGGAGCCUGAGAAAUCAGCUCCUUCCAAGGUUCUAAAGCUGAAAACAAAGCCUGCAGUGCGCAAAGACGAUGUGGUUGAGGUGAAGAGGGAGCGAGUGCCGACGUUUAAUCAGAUGACUGAUCCUUACCAUCACCCCUUCUGCCUGGAUAUACAUGUCUCGAAGGGGUCAGUGCGUGCUUGCUUUGUUCACCGAGUGACCAGCAGGGUGGUGUCAGUUGCUCACUCCAUAUCAAAGGACAUGAAGUUUGAUCUGGGUUCAAGGAAAGGUAUAAAGGCAUGUGUGGCGGUUGGGGCGCUUCUUGCAAAGCGUGCAUUAGAGGAUGACAUUCAUAAUGCAGUUUAUACACCUAGGAAAGGAGACAAGAUUGAAGGGAAAAUUGAGAUUGUGCUGCGUGGAAUUAUUGAGAAUGGAGUUGAUGUGAAGGUGAAACUCAAACAAAGGAAACCGACAAAGAAUAGGCCGGUGGUGCAGGACGAUCAGUCUCGGUGAGGACCCCCAUGUCCUUCACCUGAUAGCAUGAGCUGCCCGCUGCAGGGCCCGGUUUAUAUUAUUUGGGAGAGAAACCCUGAGAUAUAGAGCAGCCAAAGAAAAUGUGGCAAUCCUAUUUCAGAUCUUUAGCAUCCGUGUCCCCUAAGCUUGCAGUUGCAACUCUGAUGUAUACUCUGUAGUUUGUAUACCAAGCUUCCAGUUCCACGCUUCUGUCUUUCGCCUGUUUCAGAACAUCAGCGUUCAGGAUUGCAACGUACAUGACACAGUUUGGUAUCUGUAAUCUGUAGUACUAGGAUUCUGACGGCCUAAAAUCAUGUAAAUUGUUGCUCGCUCAAGUUCAGAGAUUUCCUCUGGAAAUAAUUCAUCUUCGGAAUGCUCUGUAA
Molecule: messenger RNA, 1764 nt
Organism: Brachypodium distachyon (stiff brome)
Lineage: Eukaryota; Viridiplantae; Streptophyta; Magnoliopsida; Poales; Poaceae
Exons: 2
Coding region: 434-1381 (315 amino acids)
Biological process (GO): translation
Cellular component (GO): ribosome
Molecular function (GO): 5S rRNA binding; structural constituent of ribosome
Source: RefSeq, a predicted model, not a curated record